Messenger RNA from Vespa crabro (European hornet), 2767 nucleotides. RefSeq names its product cysteine and histidine-rich domain-containing protein morgana (gene mora). Lineage: Eukaryota; Metazoa; Arthropoda; Insecta; Hymenoptera; Vespidae. The transcript is spliced from 4 exons. The record is from RefSeq and is a predicted model, not a curated record. The coding region runs from base 154 to 1176 and encodes 340 amino acids.
UAAUUUAUUCGGUAUAUAAUAGUUUAGGAUUUGAAACAGAGUUUGGAAUGUGCUAGAACUUGUCUAAUAUUAAAAGUGAUUCUGUUUUAUCAGAAAGAAAUUAAUUUAAGAGCCCAAUAAAAAUAUUAAGUGUAAUUAAUUAUAUACAGAAAAAUGUCAGAAGGGAAGAUAUUAUUGCAUUGUUACAAUCGAGGCUGUGGAAAACAGUUUGAUCCGAAUGAUAACAAAGAAGGUGAUUGUGUCCAUCAUCCUGGUCAACCAGUUUUUCAUGAUGCUUACAAAGGAUGGUCUUGUUGUAAUAAAAAGUGUACAGACUUCACAGAAUUUUUAAAUAUUAAAGGUUGCACAAAAUCAUACCAUACGAAUGAAAAGCCUGUAGAACCAGAAAAACCUGUCAUUGAUAAAUCUAAAGCAAAUGAAGUUAUUCAAGUAGGUGCAAAACUUAAUAGCAAUGAGUCAACAUUAAAACGACCAUCCUUUCAAUCUCCUCAAACUACAUUAAAACCAAACGUGUCAUCUGCAUUAUUGGAACAAAUUAAAGACCUGACAGAAUUGAUAGAAGAAAAUGUAAAUGAACAUAAAAUUGCCAUUGGUCAAAGUUGCAAAAAUAAUUCUUGUAAAGCUACGUAUGAAGGACCUUCAUCCGACGAAAAGGAAUGUUCUUACCAUCCUGGAGUUCCUAUAUUUCACGAAGGGAUGAAAUAUUGGUCUUGCUGUCAAAAGAAGACUAUAGAUUUUUCAAUAUUUUUAGAACAACCAGGAUGUACACAAGGAAAACAUAUUUGGGUAUCAAAGAAUACCCAUAAAAAAGUUCAAUGCAGAAUGGAUUGGCAUCAAACACCGACGUUUAUAGUUGUUUCAGUUUUUGCCAAGAAAUAUCAACCUAGUCAGUCAAGCGUGAAAUUGAAUCCUAUACAUUUAAGUGUGGAUUUAUUCUUUGUAGAAGAAAAUUCAAGAUAUAAUCUUGACAUAGAAUUAAAAGGAAUAAUUGACGUUGCUCAAAGUAGUGUUACUAUGCUGCCUACCAAAGUAGAAAUUAAAUUAAAAAAAGCAGAACCUGGUUCUUGGUCUCGCUUAGAUAUUCCUAGAGUACCUGGUAGUCAAGAAAAUGAGAGCAUUCAAAAUGAGGAACAAAUUAGUUCCCAAAUUGAUGCAGUUGAUCUAAGUGAUUUAUAAUUGAAUGGAUUCUUGUUUAAUUUUAAGAUUCUAAAGAAUUAUUGAAAAUAAUCAUAUUUUAUUACUAAACGUAUCUUCAAGAAUAUACGUUACUGUACAGGCAGAUAGAACAUAUUUAAUAUAUUGAAAAAAUAUUUGACAUGUUUUCAAUGACAAGAAUUAAGAAACUUUUACAAAUUCGUGGCUUCAGUACUUCAUGUUCUUUUUAUUUUUAACGAAAUGAUUUAUUUUUCACGUUCUGAUACAUGCAAUAAAAAAAAAAAAAAAAAACAAAACAAAAAAACAAAAGAAAACGAAAAAACUCUCUCUCUUUAACUUUAGUUUUUUAUUCCUAUAUUCCUCGAAAUAUCUAAUAUACAACGCACGCUUAAAACAAAGAUGACGAAAGUAAAAUUGUAAAAAUAGAACGAUUCAAGAACAGAAAAUUCAAAACAAAAUAAAAAUUCCAAUCAAUAACAAAACCUAAGGAUAUAUAUAUAUACUUUUACAUAUAUAAUAUAUAUAUAUAUAUAUAUAUUAUCUAUCUAUAUAUAAAAUAUAUUAAAAUAUAUAUAAUUAACUUUGGUACAAGACUUGCCGCUUUUUUAUACCCAUUGUUUACAAUCUAUAUGUAACAACCAAUAGAGUAGAGAAUAGAAUAGAACAUUACAUAUAUAUAUAUAUAUGUCAUAAACUAUGGAAAUGAUUCGGAUGAAUCGUACAUUGUAUGACGUCAGUGGUGUCCAACAAUCUGCAAGAAAGCCACGAUCCAUGAGAGAGCGCGUGCGCUUUUAAAAGCUUCUGACACACGCGCACACACACACACACACAACUCAAAACACAUACACAUACAUCCAUACAAACAGAGAAAUCUCACAAAGAAUUUAUAUAUAUAUAUAUAUAUAUAUAUAUAUAUGUAUAUGUAUAUGUAAUUUACGGGGGUGUCGAAGUUCUCUUCCAGUUUCACAGUAGGAAUUCUGUGAAAACUUCGCCACCCCCUUUUAACGACGUUGCUGGAGUUCCGUUGCAGCCAGACGCAAUGCGAACGUGGCAGAAGGUUUCCUCGAGGGAGUUACGUCGUCGACGAACCUGGAAAAGUGUUACAUAGCGAAUUCAUUAACGAACACUCGACAACUAUGUCGUGGUACUCGGUGAACGUAUCGUGAUAGUAACUAACAUCGGUGAGAGACGAUUUUUUCGUAGAAGUUACGUUAUUAAGAAGAAGAAGAAAAAAAAAAAAAGAAAAAAAAAUUGAAAUAAAUAAAGAAAAAAAAAGAAACCAAAGAAAAGAAGAAAAGAAGGAAUUCCUUUUCAUACGAUUAUUCUGUAUAAUAAGGAAAUUGUGGAUUGUUUACGAACAAGUCAUCCGUAUGUUUCCAUAUGAUCGAUCACCGAUCAUCUCGUGAAUUGGGUCGGCCCUUAAACUGGAAGAAAUCUAAAUGCGUGCGAGGCUCGAAAGUGAUUAAAAAAAAUUUUUUCAUCGUACCCGUAGGUGUAUCGUUCGACUGCGUACGAGGAAAUUUUAUAUGCCGUGGGCAACGUCGACGUAUAUGAUGAAAUUACAGUUGCUCGUAAUCGAAACGGAUUACUGCUGGAGGAAAGCUUUGCUCAG